AUGAACCUGUCCUGCUCUGAGAAUCAAACGUCUAUCAAGGAAUUCAUAUUACUGGGAUUUGUAAAUAUCAAGCAAGGAAGGAGCUUCCUUUUCAUCCUCUUUCUUACCAUGUAUACCAUCUGCUUAUUAGGGAAUUCACUCAUAAUUGUUGUAGUUCUCUUAAAUCAGACACUCCACACCCCUAUGUAUUUCUUUCUUGGCAACCUCUCUUUCCUAGAUGUCUGUUACAUCUCUGUGACUGUACCAAAAAUGUUAGCAGAUAUUUGUGCUGAAUCCCCAGUCAUUUCUUUCAUGGGAUGUGCAGCGCAAAUGUACUUCCUCGUCACUUUAGUGGGCACAGAGGGAUUCCUUCUGGCCUCUAUGGCUCUGGACCGUUUCUUCGCUAUAUACCGUCCAUUGAGUUAUACUCAGCUCAUGAAUAAAUGGACAUGCCUCCAGAUCGCUGCCAUAUCCUGGAUUUGUGGCUUUCUCAAUGCUUCCCUCCACAUAACACUCACUUUCCAUCUGUCUUACUGCCGAACUAAUGGAAUUAGCCAUUUUUUCUGUGACAUCCCUCCACUGCUGAGUAUUUCAUGUUCAGACACAUCAGUCAAUGAAGCAGCUCUUCUCACAGCAGGUGUGUUUGUUGGGCUUAGCCCUUUUUUCUUCACUCUAGUCUCCUAUGCUUUCAUCCUUCAUGCCACUUUGAGCAACCGACAAAAACGGCAGAGUCACAAAGCCAUUUCCACUUGUGUAUCUCACCUGACAGUUGUGAUUCUGUUCUAUGGCUCUGGUGUCUUCACUUAUUUCCGUCCUACCUCCAGCUACUCGCUUGAAAGAGACCAGCUUGUUGGGGUUCUAUACAAUAUCUUAACACCAACACUCAACCCUCUUAUCUACAGCCUGCGGAAUAAGGAUGUGAAAUUGGGAAUGAGGAGGUUGAUGAGAGAACAUUUUGUUUUGAAAACUAGGCUCUUCUACAACAACUGA
Euleptes europaea (tarantolino) is the source of this 969-nucleotide messenger RNA. RefSeq names its product olfactory receptor 5V1-like. The transcript has a single exon. Gene Ontology annotation, biological process: G protein-coupled receptor signaling pathway. The record is from RefSeq and is a predicted model, not a curated record. Gene Ontology annotation, molecular function: G protein-coupled receptor activity; olfactory receptor activity. The coding region runs from base 1 to 969 and encodes 322 amino acids. Gene Ontology annotation, cellular component: membrane. NCBI's taxonomy places the organism in Eukaryota, Metazoa, Chordata, Lepidosauria, Squamata, Sphaerodactylidae.